Prorocentrum cordatum is the source of this 255-nucleotide messenger RNA. The record is from the annotation of a GenBank genome assembly. NCBI's taxonomy places the organism in Eukaryota, Dinophyceae, Prorocentrales, Prorocentraceae.
GCGAGCGACCCGUCGGUCUAUAUCAACCUGGGCCACACGUAUUUACGAAAGGGCGGUGACGAUGCGCGGAAGGCGAUCGCCCUCUACGAGAGGGCGAAGAAGUUGGCGCCUAAGGAGCUCCGGAUUAGAUUAUACAUUGCCAAGGCGUACCACGGACUCGGGGACUUCGACCGCUGUGCCGGCGUUCUCGGGGACGCGCUACAGAUUUGGCCUGAAGAUCUGUUGUUGCGCUACAACUUAGCCGUCGCAUUCGAG